AUGUCUCUCGUAGCGGAUUCAACAGAGAUUCAGCAAGAAUGUAAGUCUGGUGCAACUGAAAAUAACAAUGAUGAUGAGGCUAAGCUUGACGCAACUACAAGUAUGCAAAAACAUCAAGUGAUUCCUAUAAGAGCUGGGAAAAAUCAAGUCAUCAAUGGUGAAGGAGACACAACUUGCUUUUCAUUUAUUAGGUGUUUCAUUCCUUGUCUUUGA
Molecule: messenger RNA, 213 nt
Organism: Arabis nemorensis
Lineage: Eukaryota; Viridiplantae; Streptophyta; Magnoliopsida; Brassicales; Brassicaceae
Source: the annotation of a GenBank genome assembly